Molecule: messenger RNA, 2326 nt
Organism: Corticium candelabrum
Lineage: Eukaryota; Metazoa; Porifera; Homoscleromorpha; Homosclerophorida; Plakinidae
Product: GRIP and coiled-coil domain-containing protein 1-like
Exons: 20
Coding region: 71-2203 (710 amino acids)
Cellular component (GO): Golgi apparatus
Source: RefSeq, a predicted model, not a curated record
ACAUCUUUUCACAAAUUAUCAUGGUUGAAGGAGGUCGUCCAAUUCGCCAGUUAACCUAGCGUUGAGUCACAUGGACCGGCGACCAACGGUAGCAGAGCUUCUUGCGACUAUUGAAAACCAGCAAGAACAAUUAUCUCGUUUUGAAACCAGAUUUAGAGAUGUCGUGAAGGCGUACAAGGGUCUUUUGAAGGAGAAGGAGGCUCUAGAGGCCAGUCUACAUGCGUUGUCUACUAGGCCUUCGUCGCAAACGAGCAAACUCGAUGCAUCUGAGGAAGAACAUGAAACGGAGCAGUUUGAGGAAGAUGAUGAGAGUGAGACAGAAUGUGAGAGCGAGCGUUCAAAGGAAGGUAGUAGUGAUGCUUUGGCAACGCUGACUGCUGCUCUUUCUACUAUGACUGAAGAGAAAAAUAGAAUGGAAGCCAGCUUUCAGGCAGACAAGAGAAAGUUGAAGGCAGAGUAUGAGGCUGCAGUUUUGCAAGCAACCACAGAAAAGAAGACUGUUGAAAUAUCUUUCAAACAAGCUACAUCAGAAGUUGAAACAUUAAAAUUUCACUUGAGACAACAGCAGCAAGAAAGAGAAGCAGAACAGACAGAUCAUGCUGCUAUGUUAAGGGAACUUCAACAAGUUGUUGCCAAAGAGAGACAAGUGAAGGAUGACUUGGAGGGUCAGGUUCAAGACCUUCAUGUAACACUAAAGAAAGCUAAAGAAGUGCCUAUCAAGCACGAGGUGUAUGAAAAGCGAAUCAAGACUCUUUCAGAUGAACUGCAUGAGACAAGGAAACGGUUGAGAGCAGCUGAAGUAUCAGUUGCCAGGCCGUCUCCACUGAUGUUACAAUUUCAGAAAGAAAUGGCUGAUAUGAAGGCGCAACAUGCUCAGUGUCUCUUAAUAGAGCAACAAAGAGCCAUAGAUGCAGAGCAGAGAUCUAAGGCUACAAGAGGGAUGGAUGAAUCACGGGUUGCUGUACUAGAAGAUAGAUUGUCUGAGUUGUCAACUGUUAUUGGAUCCUAUGAGAGAACAAGAGCUGAUGACGAAGCAACGAUACUCCAGCUGAAGGACCGAGUUGCUCAUUUGACUGCUGAAAACAAUAACUUGAUGCAACAAAGUAAAGAAGUCACAACAUCACAUGAUGCUCAACUACAAGAAUUGCACGAUGAGAUAGCUCAGUUGAAGAAACGUCUAGCAGCGACAAAUGUAGCAACUGCUCACAAGGUUCAGAACCAUGUCUUAGAAGAUGUACAGAAGGGAUCGAACACUGAGUUUGAGCUGGAGAAGCUGAGACAGGAGUUUGAUCGCUACAAACAGACAGUAGAAGCAACAAUGCAACCAAGAGUUGCAGAUGACUCAGAGAGAUUGGGACUGCAAGAUCUCAGUCGACAAAAGGAUAGCUUGAGUCAAGACUUAGCUGAAGCAAGAUCUGUUUUACAGAAGAAAGAGUCAGCAUACAGGAAGGAAAUUCAAGAGCUGAUUGAAGAGAGGCAUCAACUUCAGGAAAAAUAUAAAGAGUCAAUUUCUGCAGCAGAAAUGCAUUACCAGGAAAGACUUGCAGAGUUGCAACUUAGUGUUCAGAAUACUCGUGAGCGAACAAAGGCUUUGCUAUCUGACAAAGAAGCUGAGCUGAUUGAAAUGCGGUCAAGAUUGCUGAGACGUAGUACUUCAUACAUUGAGGAUAUUGAGCCUGAAUUGAUGAGUCCGAAUGAUCAGUCACCCAUGAAGGUUAUGAGCUACUCAGAAUUACUGAAAGAAAAAAUAAAAUUAGGACCAGGAGCAGCACAAAGACAGGGUGAUACUGAUGCAGCUGUAAGACAACUGCUGUCUUUACCAGCAGUGGGCAGUAAGGCCGAUGCUGCACUUCUUCACUAUGCUGAGCAGCAAUCAAAGCGAGAAUCUGAGAUAAAAACAAUGAGGCAAGAACGGUUGGAGUUGGAGCAAUCACUUCGAGAAGCAAGAGAGCGGGAAGAGCGUCAUGCUGAUCAACUUGUUUUGUUAAAAGAAGAAAUUCGGAAGCUUGAAAGGGACAGAUCAAGAGAAACAGCUAACCUUGAAUAUUUGAAGAACAUUGUUUUUCGUUUUAUGAAGUCUGAUAGCAGAAGCCCUGGAUUCCGUCAAAUGACUUCUGCCAUAAUGACCAUUCUCAAAUUCUCACCUAAAGAAGUUGAGGAGGUAAACAAAUUCCAUUCGUCAUGGUGGUAUUCAGCAAGCUGAGAAGCAAGAAAUUUGUAUUUUCGUUUUGUAAGAAGGUUCUACAGAUCUUGGAAUUUAAAUGAUUGAAUGUAAAUUAGUGUGUAUGAAUAUUAAUAUAUUAAAAAGUUCCUCUUCUAAUCUGCC